GUUCCACUCAAAAAACCAGUGAGGAGGAGCGCACGCAAACACAUAGCGACCUCCCUGCGAAAAAGAAGCUGCAGCAAAGCUCCUUUUACCGCAGACACGGAAAGAGAGAAGGGGGGCAUGAGAAUCACCAUGGACAACGACCACCAACUAGAAGAACAUAUGGCUCUUAUCUCUGAGCUGUACCCGGGGGUUUACACGCAGAUCGUACCGCCCGUUAAAGAGUCGAAGCCACGGCGCAGGAGGAAGAAGAGCAAGGGCGAGGGCGGCGCAGCGGGGCCGAGGAAGAGGAAGCUGAGCGAGGAGCAGGUGAACCUGCUGGAGCAGAAUUUCGGGAGCGAGCACAAGCUGGAGUCGGAGAGGAAGGAUCGGCUGGCCUCGGAGCUCGGGCUCGACCCGAGGCAGGUGGCCGUCUGGUUCCAGAACCGGCGCGCCCGGUGGAAGAACAAGAAGCUCGAGGAGGAGUACGCGAAGAUGAAGUCGGCGCACGAGGGCACCGUCAUCGAGAAGUGCCGCCUCGAGUCCGAGGUACUGAAGCUGAAGGACCAGCUGAUCGAGUCGGAGAAGGAGAUCCAGCGGCUGCUGGAGCGGGCCGACGGGCCCGCGGCGUCAAGCAACAGCCCGAGCUCGUCGAUGUCGAUGGACGCGAGCAUGGACAGGCGGUUCCCGGGGGAGUUCGCGUACGAGGACGUUUUCUACAUGCAGGAGAACGUAUACAAUGUCUACGGCAUGGACUGGAUGAACCUUUUUGACUCGCGCCAAUGAGAUGGAUUUUAAUGCUUUGAGCUGGUCGGUUAGGGUAUAUGUAGUGGCUAGCUAGUGCAAAGCACUAUUAAUUAGGGCUAUGUAGAUAGUGAUAAAUCUUAGUGUAAAUUAUUUUUUAAUUUCUUUGUCUAAGUUUCUGGGUGUGUUCAACGUGGUGACCGGUUAGAAUGUGAAAAUUAUGUGAUCAUCAAUUAAUUUCUAGCUAGUAGCGCAUUUAUCUUA
Molecule: messenger RNA, 984 nt
Organism: Eucalyptus grandis
Lineage: Eukaryota; Viridiplantae; Streptophyta; Magnoliopsida; Myrtales; Myrtaceae
Product: homeobox-leucine zipper protein ATHB-40
Exons: 3
Coding region: 118-762 (214 amino acids)
Biological process (GO): positive regulation of DNA-templated transcription
Cellular component (GO): nucleus
Molecular function (GO): DNA-binding transcription factor activity, RNA polymerase II-specific; sequence-specific DNA binding
Source: RefSeq, a predicted model, not a curated record